UCCUUUGCAUGUACGGGUUUUCUACUGGUUUCCCCACACCAGCACUUUAGCGGAGACCUGACAGUCGAUCGAUCGAGACUCGAGAGAGUUAUUCCGGCGCAGAAAGAGAGAAUGAACAAAGCAGGGGGAGUGGGAAUUGGAGUUGGUCUUGGAGGUGGUGGUGGUGGCAGUGGACCAACAGCGGCAGCAGCAGCAGCUGCAGCUCAGAAGCAGAAGACUCUAUUGCAGAGAGUUGACACAGACAUAACCAACAUGGUUGACAAUUUCAGUCAUUUGAUUGGCGUUGCUAGGGUAAGUGACCCACCAGUCAGGAAUUCACAAGAAGCAUUCAUGAUGGAGAUGCGUGCAGCCAGAAUGGUUCAGGCGGCAGAUUCACUCCUAAAGUUGGUGUCAGAGCUGAAGCAGACGGCUAUCUUUUCAGGUUUUGCAUCUCUAAUUGAGCACGUUGAGCAACGGACUAUACAGUUUAACCAACAGGCUGAAAAAACAGAGUAUUUACUGGCUAGAAUUGGAGAGGAAGCAGCUGCUAGCUUAAAAGAGCUUGAAACCAAUUAUUAUUCAUCGAUCCGUUCAGUGUACGGAGAUCAAUCUGAACCAUCAUGAGGUUCAAAAUGGCUCCAACAAUGGAGAAACUCAUGCAGGAGUGUGUUUGAUAUAUCCAAAUCGAACGGUUGACAAGUUGAUUUCUUUAAACCUACGAUCCUUAUAAAUCAUUUCUCUAUAUUGAAUA
Molecule: messenger RNA, 730 nt
Organism: Telopea speciosissima
Lineage: Eukaryota; Viridiplantae; Streptophyta; Magnoliopsida; Proteales; Proteaceae
Product: mediator of RNA polymerase II transcription subunit 22a-like
Exons: 4
Coding region: 112-603 (163 amino acids)
Biological process (GO): regulation of transcription by RNA polymerase II
Cellular component (GO): mediator complex
Molecular function (GO): transcription coregulator activity
Source: RefSeq, a predicted model, not a curated record